This is a messenger RNA of Colias croceus (clouded yellow), 3393 nucleotides long. RefSeq names its product ABC transporter G family member 20 (gene osy). The coding region runs from base 134 to 2500 and encodes 788 amino acids. Gene Ontology annotation, cellular component: membrane. Gene Ontology annotation, molecular function: ABC-type transporter activity; ATP hydrolysis activity; ATP binding. NCBI's taxonomy places the organism in Eukaryota, Metazoa, Arthropoda, Insecta, Lepidoptera, Pieridae. The transcript is spliced from 16 exons. The record is from RefSeq and is a predicted model, not a curated record.
GUGAGCGUGCUGUGCGCGCGCAUGUCUAUAACGUUUUAAUUUCGAAUUUUUCGCGCCAGUUUGUGUGUGAACAAAAUUGUUUAUGGAAUCGUUUCAGUGACACAGAUUAAAUAGAAAAAAGAAAAAAAGAGCAAUGCCGGCAUACGACAACGAAGGGGCGACCAUAUCGCUCGAAGAUGUGCGAGAUUCACAUCGACCGGCCACCACGAUUCAAGACGAGCUGGCUAUGAGGAGAAACCGAAUGCUGAAGACACAGAAGUCGACGAUUUCGUCGAGGAAACAACAGGCGGUUUGUGUGAGACGUGCCCACAAAAAGUAUGGGCCGACCAAGAAUCCUAAUGUCAUUUUGGAUGGAUUGAACAUGACUGUACCUAAGGGUAGUAUUUACGGUCUUCUCGGAGCUUCAGGGUGUGGAAAGACCACAUUACUGUCCUGUAUAGUUGGUAGAAGACGGUUGAAUGCAGGCGAAAUCUGGGUGCUUGGUGGAAGACCUGGAGGUCCUGGGAGUGGAGUUCCAGGACCUAGGAUAGGUUAUAUGCCACAGGAAAUUGCGUUGUUCGGCGAAUUUUCGAUCCGGGAGACGAUGAUAUACUUCGGCUGGAUAUCCGGGAUGACAACUAAAGAGGUGGAAGAGAGGAUUGACUUUUUGGUAGAUUUACUGCAACUACCAAACCCUACUAGACAAAUAAAAAUUCUGUCCGGCGGUCAACAGCGACGAGUAUCUUUAGCAGCUGCUUUACUCCACGAACCAGAAUUACUUAUUCUGGACGAACCUACUGUUGGAGUAGACCCUGUACUGCGACAAGGUAUCUGGGACCACAUGGUCGACAUUACGAAGGGCGGUAAAACAACCGUGAUAAUCACCACUCAUUAUAUUGACGAGACGAAACAGGCGAACAUUAUCGGUCUUAUGCGUGGCGGUCGGUUCCUAGCCGAAGAGUCACCAACAGAACUAAUACGCCGCUACCAAGCAGAGAGCUUAGAAGAUGUCUUCUUGAAGCUAUCAGUGUUACAAAAUAUGGGAAAAAGAAGACGAUCCAGUAUACUUGCUGAUGUGGUGGAAAAAGUGGAGAUUCCGGCUAUUCCUGAUCCAACAGCAAUAGACGUAGACGACGAAAUCGGUGAAAUAUCCGGUGAAUUCGGUGACAAUGUGUCCAUGAGUAGCAAAGGCAGGAGUGUGAUAACCGAACUGAAGUCACCAGUUGAAGCUUUACCUCCAGAGGAAGACCCUCCAGAAGGAUGCUUGGAGAGGAUCAAGCCAAUGAAAUGGCACCACAUGAAAGCGCUUAUUUGGAAGAACUUUUGGAGUCUGUUCAGGAACUUUGGUCUACUCUCCUUCAUAAUCGGUCUACCGCUAUCCCAAAUGGUUCUUUUCUGCCUUGCAAUUGGUCAUUAUCCCGUGGGAGUUCCCAUUGGGAUAGUGAACUAUGAGCUCCAUAAUAGUUCUACUGUUCUUUGCGACUAUCCGAGAAACAAAUGCCCUCAAGACCCUGAAACUUAUGAGUGGAAUCUGACCAUGUUUAGUUGUCAGUAUCUGGAUUUCUUAUCGAGGAGGCAGUCUAAUUUGAUAUCCUUCCCAACCGAAGCAAUAGCGAUGAAAGAAGCAGGUCAUGGUGCAGCUCGUGCUGUCCUUGUCUUUCCUUCCAAUUUCUCCGCAAGCUUACAGGAUAGAGUGAGAGAUCCGAGACACGCUGAUCCGUUUACGAUUAAUAAUUCUGAAGUGCAAGUACAUAUGGAUGACACUGAUAAGCAAGUGGAAUGGAUGUUAAGUCGCGACAUCCAGCUUGCCUUCAUGGAGGCAACAGAACAUUUGUCUGAAGUCUGCAAUCUGCCUAAGAGGAUGCUUUCUAUACCCGUAUAUUUCCAUCGCCCUAUUUUCGGCUUGGAGGUGCCUAAUUUCACAGAUUUCGCCGGCCCUGGCGUUAUUCUUACGAUUAUUUUCUUCUUGGCGGUAGCAUUAACAUCUGGCUCCAUGUUGGCAGAACGCAACGAAGGAAUUCUAGAAAGAUCUCUGGUCUCUGGAAUCACUGGUACUGAAAUCCUCUUCGCCCAUGUGUUAGUACAAAUGAUUGUGAUGAUCGUCCAAACGGCUAUGGUGUUAGUGGUUGGGUUCGCCAUCUUUGAUCUGACGUUACGGGGACCUCUUGGCUGGGUCAUUAUAUUGACUCUCAGUAUUGGAUUGUGUGGAAUGACUUUUGGUUUCGUGGUAUCCUGUGUAUGUGAUACAGAAAGGACAGCAACGUAUCUUGCUUUGGGAUCUUUCCUACCCAUGAUGCUUCUCUGUGGCAUCAUUUGGCCGGUUGAAGGUAUGCACAGAGUGCUCCAAUGGAUAAGUUAUGUCCUUCCUCUAACAAAAUCAACGGAAUCUCUCCGCUCAAUGUUACAGAGAGGAUGGUCCAUAGAAGUGCCUACAGUAUAUUCUGGAUUUAUUUCCACAGCCAUUUGGAUUGUAGUUUAUUUAACCGUUAGUAUAUUAUUAAUUAAAUUCAAAAAGGGAUAAUAAAAAAAAAAUUGUACAAAAAAGGCAUUUUUUCAAUUUUUUUUAAUUGCUCAAUUUCGUUUUGGUAUGUAUCGAAAUGUUGUAAAUAAAUAGUUUAAGUGGUAUGUGAAUUUUUGUGAUUGCUUUUGAGUUCAAGGCAAAUUUAGCUAGUGUUAUUAAAGUCAUUUUUAGAAAGGGACAAUAUUAACUUUACAUGUAAACUUGGGAUUUUUUUAGUAUUACGAUUUACAAUUAAUGUAUUUUUUAUAGAGUUUUUUUUGGAUUUUUUUAUUAUAGAUUUUCAAUAAUUGUAACGAAAUAAUUAUGAUUUACAAAAGGUUAACAUAAAUUUGAUUAGGUAUCUGUUUCAAAGUAAUGAGUUAUUUUUUUACGUAGACUUAUAAUAUAAGAAUUUUGUUACAUACUAUGUUACCUAAUAUGUGAUAUUUAUUAAGGCGAGGUUCUUGAUGCCAUUGUAUGAACUAAAUAAUUUAAUAAUAAUAUUUAGUUUAGUUUGGUGGUUUGUCUGUGAUUUAUGGUUAUUAAUAUAAACAUAAAAUUGUAAUAUUCUUUUUACUUUCUUCAAAUAAUUUCUUGUGUUUAAUUUUCAUAGCAUAUCGGGGAAAUCUUCUUUAAAAUAUUAAUAGCAGGAAAUUUCCUGUUGUCAUUCACAGUAGGUACUUGGUAGGUACAUAUAGAUAUUAUUUAUUUAUUACUUAUCAGUUUUUAAGACAUUCACUUAUUUCAGUUGACAUUGACAUGACAUACUUUGACAUAUUAUGUCAAAUUCAGUUGAAUUUGAACCUUGUGUUUACAUUUUUUUCUAGCUUUUUUUGUACUAUAGACUUUGUUUAAUUGAAAAAUUACUUUGCUCAAUAUAUUUGUAUGUAGGUAUGGAUAUAAUUAUAAAUAAG